AGGGGAAGUGGGGCGGGGGCAGGCGGCGGUGGGGAAGAUGGCGUACCAGAGCCUCCGGCUGGAGUACCUGCAGAUCCCACCGGUCAGCCGCGCCUACACCACCGCCUGCGUCCUCACCACCGCCGCCGUGCAGUUGGAAUUGAUCACACCUUUUCAGCUGUACUUCAAUCCUGAAUUAAUCUUUAAACACUUCCAAAUAUGGAGGCUAAUCACCAAUUUUUUAUUUUUUGGGCCUGUUGGAUUCAAUUUUUUAUUUAACAUGAUAUUUCUAUACCGUUACUGUCGAAUGCUAGAAGAAGGCUCUUUCCGAGGCCGGACAGCAGACUUUGUAUUUAUGUUCCUUUUUGGUGGAUUUUUAAUGACUAUUUUUGGUUUGUUUGUGAGCUUAGUUUUCUUGGGCCAGGCCUUUACAAUAAUGCUUGUCUACGUGUGGAGCCGAAGGAACCCAUAUGUCCGCAUGAACUUCUUCGGCCUUCUCAAUUUCCAGGCCCCCUUUCUACCCUGGGUGCUCAUGGGCUUUUCCUUGUUGUUGGGGAACUCAAUCAUUGUGGACCUCUUGGGUAUUGCAGUCGGACACAUAUAUUUUUUCUUGGAAGAUGUAUUUCCCAAUCAGCCUGGUGGAAUAAGAAUUCUGAAAACACCAUCUAUUUUAAAUCUAGGGGAAGACACAUCGCCACCUUUGUAAAGCCUCAGAAGGAUCUUUAGACUGGACAUCAAGUUACAAUGUUGACUUUGGAGCCAGAUGAACAAGGUACCAGUUAGACAGGGAUAUAUUUCUCCUGGGCCUUUGGCUGGUUAACAUUUACUGUUUGCUUCAUAAAAAGCUAAGAAGCUUUUCAGAGCCAAGAGCCAAGUACCUGGUGUAUCUUCCAAACCAAGUAGAAAUUGGGUUCCACAGAAAUAGGAACUUCAUGCCUAGGGUUCAAUAAAUAUCCAAAAUAUUUGCUUCCCUGGGUCUCAGCAGAUGUGCAUCACAUGCCCAAAUAAUUCAGAGGACUAAAAUGGCAUCCCAAGAAAAGAGAUUGUUUCAAAAUAGUUUUAAUGAACACCACAUAGACACAGGACUUCUUCCUAAGUAGUUGCAGACUGGUUAAGUGGUAGCUUUCUAGAGUGAGAUUUCCCUCAAAGAUGAUGCUUUAGAUUAAACAAUUCUAAAUGGGAUUUUUUCAGAUUUUGAAGUGAAAUAGUAUUUUAAUGUCUAAAUGGAAUGUGCGUAAGGAAUGGAAUUUAAAUAUUUUAAUGCUGCUAGUCGGUAACUUUGAAUAUGAUUGUUGUGAUUUUAUAGAAUGUAGGUUAAUGGGACUGCUUUUUUUCCCAAGUGGUUUAAAAAAUUUAAAUGCCAAUCUUGGAAUGCAGAAUCCUUAUGGGAUUCUUAACUUGUUAUGUCUUUAUUCAAGAAAGCUUGAAUUCAAUUAGAAGGGUUUUUUUAAAUUGUUUAUUUUUUAAAUAAGUUUCUCUAGUUUUAUUUGUUCUCUCUUAGUUAACUUUGAGUUAUUCAAUUUAUGGAAUUCUUGUGGUAAAAUUUUAAUCCUAAAAUCUAUUCACUGAGUUCAUUUAAGGAGGGAAUGUCUGUACAUAUUAAUGACUGGG
Myotis brandtii (Brandt's bat) is the source of this 1590-nucleotide messenger RNA. It is a transcript of the gene DERL2, whose product is annotated as derlin 2. Bases 38 to 685 code for a protein of 215 amino acids. NCBI's taxonomy places the organism in Eukaryota, Metazoa, Chordata, Mammalia, Chiroptera, Vespertilionidae. Gene Ontology annotation, biological process: endoplasmic reticulum unfolded protein response. Gene Ontology annotation, molecular function: misfolded protein binding; ubiquitin-specific protease binding. The transcript is spliced from 7 exons. Gene Ontology annotation, cellular component: endoplasmic reticulum membrane; Hrd1p ubiquitin ligase ERAD-L complex. The record is from RefSeq and is a predicted model, not a curated record.